CUCUCUCUCUCUCUUGCUGAUACAGUGGAGGUGGAGAUUUCCAAUCCCACCCAGUCACACUGAGAAAGGAGAUUUAGUAAGGCUUUCCCAAGAGAAGCCACACAGAGGAAAUUCUCAGCAGCAGCCUGAACUACACUUGGAGUGAGUUUGCAGUCUCCUAUGCACGGAACUGGGAGAGAAGCAGCUGCAUGUUCCCAGGGUGAGAGAGCCUAGAGGGAGCUUCAUGGUGAAGAAGUGAGAAGGAUCACAGUGAAAUAUUGAAAACUAUUUCAUUGAAUGUGGCUGCCAUUCAAGACUUCAGGAUGGAAAGCUUUUGUUUAAAGGUCGCCUUGCUAUUUCUUGUGGCUGGAUGUGUCCUCAGCGACAGUUCUGAUGGAUAUUACGCCAAUCUGAGUGAUUCUGGAAACUACUUGACCACUUACUCUGGAAUAGAGCCCAGCUUACUCCUUACUACUAUCCGACCUGUGGUGCCCAACAAAACACUGUAUUGCGCCCAAAGGACUAAAAUUGCGGCCACUUUCAAAUACAUUAACACAGUGAUUUCUUGUAUUAUUUUCAUCAUUGGAUUGGUUGGGAAUGCAACUUUGCUGAGGAUCAUUUACCAGAACAAGUGUAUGAGGAAUGGCCCCAAUGCGCUGAUAGCUAGCCUGGCGCUAGGAGACCUUCUCUAUAUUGUCAUUGAUAUUCCUAUCAAUGUAUAUAAGCUUCUUGCUCAGCGGUGGCCCUUUGGGGAUUCUGAUUUCGGGCUGUUUCUUUGCAAAUUCCUCCCCUUUAUACAGAAGGCAUCAGUGGGAAUCACAGUCCUCAAUCUCUGUGCCCUUAGUGUGGACAGGUACAGAGCAGUUGCCUCCUGGAGUCGUGUUCAGGGAAUUGGUAUCCCCAUGAUUACUGCUAUUGAAAUCUUCUCCAUUUGGAUUCUCUCCUUUAUAUUGGCUAUUCCGGAAGCAAUUGGUUUUGUCAUGGUACCUUUCAAAUACAAAGAUGAACAGAUUGUUACCUGCAUGCUCAACAAUACAAACAAGUUUAUAACGUUUUACAAAAAUGUCAAGGACUGGUGGCUGUUUGGAUUUUAUUUCUGUGUGCCACUAGCAUGCACUGCUGUCUUUUACACAUUAAUGACUUGUGAAAUGUUAAACAGAAGGAACAGCAACCUGAGAAUUGCCCUCAGCGAACAUCUUAAGCAGCGUCGAGAAGUUGCUAAGACAGUUUUCUGCCUGGUAGUGAUUUUUGCCCUUUGCUGGUUCCCUCUCCAUUUGAGCCGAAUUUUGAAGAAAAUGGUGUACAAUGAAAGGGACCCUAACAGAUGUGAAUUGCUCAGUUUCUUGUUGCCACUGGAUUACAUCAGCAUUAACCUGGCAACCAUGAACUCUUGUAUAAACCCUAUAGCUCUCUAUUUUGUCAGCAAGAAGUUCAAAAACUGUUUCCAGUCAUGUCUCUGCUGUUGCUGUUACCAAUCCAAAAGUCUAACGACUUCAGUACCAAUGAAUGGAACAAGCAUUCAGUGGAAAAACCAAGAACUAAAUAACCACAAUACAGAUCGAAGCAGCCAUAAGGACAGCAUAAACUGAUACUGAAGGACACUGAGACUACUUCAGAAUUCAGGAGGAAAAAUGUCACAUGAAAGCGGUUUAAACAGGACAUCCACAGAGUGUUCCACAAAAUGUACUUCAUUCAGAAGUUCUUUGCCCUUCUACCUGAUUUCAGAGGUGAUUUCAUGACUAUGAAUUUAAAGAACUGCAAAUCUGUGGAUCUUCUUGAUCGUGUUAAUGAAAAUUACAUUCAUCAUCUUAUGAAAAAUGCAAGACUCAGCACUAUGCAGAGUGUUUGCAAUCUUUGACCCAAUCAAGAACUGCCCAGUGUAUACCUGGUACCCAGAGAUCUUUUUACUUGAUGGCUGAUUAGAAUUAGUCACCAUGGGAUUUUCAGAAUAUGUCAAAUGUGGAAUCUGUGAGGUUAUAGUUUAUCUCUGUCCUUUUGCCACUUUCUUAAAAGGAAACAUUUAAGCAAGUGAUUAAUAUAUUCUGUAUAAAAGCAUGUUUAGCAUGAAUUUCAAAAACUUUUAUUUGGAAAUGCCAGUCCACACCAGUAUUUUAUUUACUUAAUUUUGCAAAAUGAGACAAUCCAUUAGCUGGAAAAUUAGCAUUUCACUAUUCAAAGAUAGGAAUAGCCCAUCUAAAAAUAGCACCAACGUUUGGCACUUACUUUCGGCAUCAGUCUGUGCUAUAAGGUAUUAUAAUGUGCUAUUUAUUCUAACACCCUUUACAUAGACACAUAUAUUUUUCUAUAUCAGCAAAAGAGCAAACAUUUGUAAAAAGGAAUCUUGAAUCACAUUUAUAAUUAGCCAGUCAUAUUUAACUCCUAGGCCUGUUUAUCUGCUUAGGUUUUUAAUUGAAGUGGUGUGUGGCAUUAUCAAUGAAACACAAUAAACUGAAACUAUUCUCGGAAGAUAGUCACUAAAUUUCAGCAAUACUACUUACAAAUUGUGACCUGAAGUUACAGUGCAAGUGAAGGCAAAACUCCUGUUGGAGUCCAUAGGAGUUAUGCAUAUAUAUAGUCUGAAGUGUGUGUGUGUGUGUGUGUGUGUGUGUGUGUGUGUGUGUGUGUGUGUGUGUGUGUGUGUGUGUGUGUGAGAGAGAGAGAGUGUGACGCUUACAAAGUUCAAACUUUUAAAAUGAGUUUGAUGUUUUAUUGGGGUUAUUAACCAUAUAAAUGCAGUUGACAAUAUAAUGUAUAGAAAUUAUUGCUUGCAUAUAUGUAAACGUGAUAAAACUUUCUCUUCAUUAUUGUCAACUUUUUGGUUACAUGGCUUGAAAAGCAUCGUCUGGCUGUUAAAAUGCUACCCACUCAGCAAAUGUACUAAAUAGAGGAAUGAAAUAUAGCUCCAUCAUAUAUAAUGUGCCUGCUGCAAAAAUCUUCCCUAAGAUUUAUAGUAUCUGUUUUGCCAAACUGAAAGGCAAUAGCCAUAGCUACACAAUGCAGUUCUUAACAUCCAGUUGUGUUUCAAAUGGAAAAUGAGAGCCUGCCAACAAACUCAAAAUAUUAAAUUACUCCAGUGACUUCCACUGCACAAUUUCUCAAAUGUUUACAUACACCGUGCAUAUUAAAAUGUCCUGUAAAUUACUUUAUGUAUUUUCUGUGCUUUUGUCUUUAUGGCAUAUAUGCAUGUUUACAUAUACACAUAUGAAUGUGUGCUAAUAUAUUAAAAGCUUAAAUAUAAUCUGACAAUGCUCUGUAAUAAUGCUCAAAAGCAUGCUACUGAAGGAGACCUGUUUUCUUUGAAAACAGCCUGUCACCCAAACUGUAUCAGUAAUCAGAAGGAACACAUAAUGAUAAAUCGCUUUGAGAGUUUUGG
Molecule: messenger RNA, 3352 nt
Organism: Pelodiscus sinensis (Chinese soft-shelled turtle)
Lineage: Eukaryota; Metazoa; Chordata; Testudines; Trionychidae
Gene: EDNRA
Product: endothelin receptor type A
Biological process (GO): regulation of blood pressure; enteric nervous system development; endothelin receptor signaling pathway
Cellular component (GO): plasma membrane
Molecular function (GO): endothelin receptor activity
Source: RefSeq, a predicted model, not a curated record